Molecule: messenger RNA, 1401 nt
Organism: Podospora anserina S mat+
Lineage: Eukaryota; Fungi; Ascomycota; Sordariomycetes; Sordariales; Podosporaceae
Exons: 1
Coding region: 1-1401 (466 amino acids)
Biological process (GO): transmembrane transport
Molecular function (GO): transmembrane transporter activity
Source: RefSeq, a predicted model, not a curated record
AUGGAUGCAGGUAUCUCACAACUGUUUCCGCCACUCCCGAAAGAGGUUAAUACUGACACCUUCCAGGGGAUCGCCCUCACCCUCCCCUCCCUCUCUGCCGAGUUUGGUGUUUCUGAAGCCGACAUCCGGUACACCACCUCCUCCCUCUUCAUCGGCCUCUGCCUAGGCAGCUUCGUCUGGGGGAUUGGGUCCGACAUCAUCGGCCGCCGCAUCGCCUUCAACGCCACGCUUCUCAUCACCUCCCUCUUUGGCAUCGCCUCGGCCUGGGCACCGACCUGGCCGGCCGUCUGCUUGACGUAUGCGGCCCUCGGUUUCGGGGUAGGGGGUAACCUCCCUGUCGACGGCGCACUAUUUCUCGAAUUCCUCCCCGACGCCUCAAGCUCGCUGUUGACCCUGCUGUCGGUCUGGUGGCCAAUAGGCCAGCUAUUCUCCUCGAUAGCCGCCUGGUUUUUUAUUGCUCACUGGCCUGUCGACGAGGGGUGGCGGUGCUUUGUUUUUAGCAUCGGGGUCAUCACCUUUGGCAUGUUUGUCACGAGAUUCUUCAUUUUCGACCUGUUGGAAUCACCCAAGUUUUUGCUCUCUCAAGGGAGACAAGGGGAGGCGGUGAAGGUGGUGCAUGGGAUUGCGUUUCGGAAUGGGAGGAAGACGUGGUUGACGGAGGAGCUUUUGGAUGUUGUUGCUGAUGACGGCCACCGCGGGUCAACCGGCCAUCCUCACCAACCACACCGGCUGUCAACGCUCGCGAUAGUCAGAUCCCACCUCCUCUCCACCUCCCGUCUCAAACCAUUGUUUGCAACCCGCCGCUUGGGCGCAACGACAUGCCUGAUCUGGCUCACCUGGGCGACGAUAGGGAUGGGAUACCCGUUGUUUAAUGCGUUUUUACCGCAGUAUCUAUCCCACUCUUCACCGGACUCAUCAUCAUCAUCAUCAGUGUACACAUCCAUAAUCCUCUACUCCCUCACCGGCAUCCCGGGGUCUGUACUGGCUUACCACCUCGUUGACUCCCCUCUCCCGUUCCUCGGUGGACGGAAAGGGACACUGGCGACCUCAACGCUCGUGUCGGCGGUGGGUCUGUUCGCGUUUGUUCGGUGGGGGAGAAACGAGGUGUUAAGGGUGGUGUUUAGCUGCGUGGAGGCUUUUAGUCAGAAUAUCAUGUAUGGGGUGCUGUAUGCGUACACCCCGGAGAUAUUCCCUGCGCCGGUGAGGGGGUCGGCGGUGGGGGUGGCUAGUUUUUUGAAUAGGGUCAUGGGCUUGCUGGCGCCGGUUGUGGCGGCGAGGAUGGGGAGUGAUGGAGAGAAAGGGAAUGACGGGCCGGUGAUGGUGGCGGGGGUUUUGAUACUGGCUGCUUUUGGGGCCGUGGUUGGGUUGAGGGUUGAGACUAGGGGUGGUCAGAGGCUGUGA